AUGAUAAACUUCAUAACGAAACACGUUUUCUACAAAUACACUGGCGUCAAUAUUUUUGUUCAUUUGAAACCGUUGGAAGUGCAAGUGCUCAGCAGCAGGCAGCCGCUUAGUUGUGGCAGGACGUACGAGGUGCAGUGUCAAGCGGUGGGCUCCAAGCCGCCGGCCAACGUGACGUGGUGGAAGGACAACGAGAGGUUGACCAAUGCUACACAGACCGUAUCACCGGAUGGCAACGUAACAUCAUCAACUUUAACUUUCCAACCAACAAAAUCAGAUAACGGUAAAUCAUUGGUAUGCCGUGCUGAAAACCAAAACGUACAACAGUUAGAGGAGAUGGCUGGUGGUAAAGUGGAAGACUCAUGGACAAUUGAUGUGCACUACGUACCGAUAUUGAAACUGGCUUUGGGAAUCAACAUGAAUCCAGCAGACAUUGAAGAAGGCGACGAUGUGUAUUUCGAGUGCAAGAUCGAUGCCAACCCACCCGCCUAUAAAGUGAUUUGGAAGCAUAACGGUCAAGUGGUCCAGGGAAAUGUGAAAAGCGGCGUGAUUAUGAAUCAAAAGGACCUGGCACUUCAAAACGUCAAGAGACAGCAGGCGGGUAACUAUUCGUGCUUGGCUAGCAACGUGGAGGGGGACGGUGAGAGCAACGUCGUCCGGCUAACAGUCAUGUACAAACCGGUGUGCAGACACAACCAGAAGCUGACUUAUGGGGUGGCUCGGAACGAGAACACGGAAAUUGUGUGUGAGGUGGAUGCAUAUCCGGCACCGGACGUAUUCAAGUGGACGUUCAAUCGGACAGGCGGCGUGGCGUCCGAAAUCGGCAGCAACGAGGUGGUCCAACACACCCGACCGGGUGGAAGCGAUAACGGAAGUGGCGGUGGAGGUUUGUCUUCCGGAAAGCGAGGCAAACUAUCGUCGGUGCUCACGUACAGUCCUUCAGUCAUGGGAAUGGGCGGCGGUGGUGGAGGCAGUGGAAAUGGAGGCAACGUUGGAGACAACGAUUACGGAACUGUCACUUGCCGCGCUUCGAACACCGCCGGACAGCAAAUCGAGCCUUGCGUUUUCCACGUGAUCGCAGCCGUGAGACCCGAUCCACCAUUCAACUGCACUUCCGGUGACCGGACACUGUUCUCGGUGCGCGUAUGGUGCACUCAAGGGUUCGACGGCGGCGUCUCUCAACGCUUCGCCCUGGAGGCGUACGACUCGGCGGGCCGCGCUGGCGCCGCCGACGGAGGGCCGUAUGGUCCGGACGACGGGUACGGCGGGCCCGCGGUGGCCGCAGACGGACCGGCGCCACCCAUGUUGGCCAACCUGACGGCCGACCGACCGGACUUCACGCUCCGACAGCUGUCGCCGUCCGUCGGGCUCCGGUUGGCAGUGUACGCGUACAACUCGCGUGGUACCAGCGACCGCACGUGGCUUACCGCCUACACACUCAACUCGGCCGACAAGCAGACCACUUCCGGUUCGUCUGCCGUGGGAGCCGGUGGCAACGACCGUUUCCGGCUGACGCCAGUGGUCGCCGGCCUUUUGGCCAUCACCAUUGUGUCAGCCGUGGCCGCAGCUGCGGUGAUGUGCGCCCUCCGUGUGCGAUCUCGACGACACCGGAACCAGCGUCGACAGGACUUGUGUGGCGCCGGAACUGGCAGCGUUAUGGGUGGAGGUAUUGGCGGUGGAGCUGCCGUAAUCGCCGUGUGCAAGCAGAAAGCGGACGACGACGACGACGAGUACGCGGCUGCGGCAUCGGACCCAGACAAAAAUCCAGACCUGAUCCCGCCGACGAAAAUUAAAAGCGGAAGCAGAGGCAAUAUCGGAUACCGUGUUGUCCAACAACAGCCGAUGAUGGGAUUAAAUGACAACGAUGAUGAAAACUUGGAUGCUGCCGAAUCAUCAGACGAUGAACGAUCCGGUUACCCGACACUUCCGGUCGACGGUAUUGGCUCACGCCCAUCCGUCAGUUCACUCCGACACGUGAGUCCACUGCGCAUUUCAUUUGAUAAUACGUCCAUAGUUUAUACCGCUACAUCAGUUGGACCUGGUUAUAGCAACAACGGCUAUAGACCUGAACAACAUAUGUCGACAACCAUAGCGGUAUCGUCCCGGUUACCACCUUACCAUCAUCGGGAAAUCGUUACGGUCCGAACUCCAUUGAUGUCUAGCCAACAGGAAAGCUGCGUUUAA
Molecule: messenger RNA, 2181 nt
Organism: Macrosiphum euphorbiae (potato aphid)
Lineage: Eukaryota; Metazoa; Arthropoda; Insecta; Hemiptera; Aphididae
Source: the annotation of a GenBank genome assembly